GCUUUUAACUGAGGACAUGAAUAUACUCAUAAUUAGGGUUUUCAGUGAUAUAAAACCUCUUAUUUUGCUCCUCCUUACGCUCUCCAAAUUCUCGCUUCAGCUCCCUUCCCCUUGUUAAAAACCCUAAAAAUCAACAGGGAAAGAGAAGAUGGCGACAGUUCCAGGACAGUUGAUUUGGGAGGUAGUAAAGAAGAACAAUUGUUUUUUGGUGAAGCAGUUUGGAAGAGGAACUGCUAGCCUUCAGUUCAGCAAAGAGCCCAACAAUCUCUACAAUCUCAAUUCCUACAAACACUCUGGGUUGGCAAACAAGAAAACAGUCACCAUUCAACGUGGGGGCAAAGACCAGUCUGUGCUGCUAGCAACCACCAAAACUAAGAAGCAGAAUAAGCCUUCGAGCUUGCUUCACAAAUCUGUCAUGAAAAAGGAGUUCCCCAGGAUGGCCAAAGCAGUCACAAACCAGGUGACAGACAACUACUACAGGCCAGAUUUAACGAAAGCAGCCCUUGCACGGUUGAGUGCUGUGCACAGGAGUCUGAAGGUUGCCAAGUCUGGUGUCAAGAAAAGGAACAGACAAGCCUUGAAGAUCCAUGGCAGGAAGUGAGCUAGACAGUUUUAAGUCGUAUUUUGCUGCGAUUUUGAUUGUUCUGGACACUUAUUUUCUACCUUUUCUGAAAUUGUCUUAUUUUCAUUCAUGGUUUUAGCUGGGUGGUGGAUUUUAUAUCUAGGUUCUGAAACAGAAGAUAUCAUUAUGGUCUUUACUCGUCUGUUUUCCGGAUUUUAAUGUGGUAAUUUUGAGCAUUUUGCCCUUUAAGUUCCAUUGGUGUUGAAAAAAACAUAGCAUUUACUCCUGCCAUUAAUAUGCAACGUUUGUGGUCUUUCAGAGUUCAGACGUUACAAAUGAAAGCCGAAUGUAUUGUGGGCUGUGGCAUCACUGAGACUGUACUAGUAUCUGUCUUAGGUCAGUUAUAAAAAUAAGUUCGCAUUUCCAAGGGCUUACCCAGAGGGAAAAAGUGGCUGGUUUUAUGUAUAAACAGAUUUUGGGCAAAAUAGUCAAUAAUAAUUGUCAAGUUCAAGUCUUUAAUUAUACCA
Durio zibethinus is the source of this 1089-nucleotide messenger RNA. Its product is annotated as large ribosomal subunit protein eL28z-like. Gene Ontology annotation, molecular function: structural constituent of ribosome. The record is from RefSeq and is a predicted model, not a curated record. Gene Ontology annotation, cellular component: ribosome. Gene Ontology annotation, biological process: translation. Lineage: Eukaryota; Viridiplantae; Streptophyta; Magnoliopsida; Malvales; Malvaceae.